AGUCAGCUGCCACUGCUGGACCCAGGUCCAGGUGGGCGGGUGGAUGGGCGGGAACCACACCUGAGGGCACCAGGACACAAGCUUCCUCCUUGCUGUUGCUGCAGGCACUGUCCCAGGUGUGGGACAGCUGGCACAGUCACCCACCCCCGGAGACCACGGUGCCCCUGCAACACAGUGAGGAGGUCCCGCACUGGCAUACACACCAUGGGUUCCUCUUGCAAGGAGCGGGCAUUCACAACCCUGCUGGUGGUUGCAACCCUGUCCAGCCUCCUCACGCUCAUUCUCAUCCUGGUGGAAACCACCACCAUUCUCCUGCCCGCGAACAUCAAGUACGGGGUAGUCUUUGAUGCUGGGUCCUCGCACACAUCCCUCUUCGUGUACCAGUGGCCAGCAGAUAAGGAGAAUGACACCGGUGUGGUGAGCCAGAGCCUGGUGUGCCAGGUGGAAGGGCCUGGAAUCUCCUUCUACGCCCACAACCCUGCCAAGGCUGGGGAGAGCCUUCGAGACUGCCUGGACCAGGCGCUGACGCACAUCCCCAAAGACAAGUGGCAAGGGACACCCCUGUUCCUGGGAGCCACAGCAGGCAUGAGGCUGCUGAGCCAGAAGAACAUGUCCCAGGCCACAGGCAUCUUUGAGGCCAUCAGCCAGGUGCUCAGCGAGUCUCCUCUGGAUUUCUGGGGUGCCAAUCUCCUGUCUGGGCAGGACGAAGGCUCCUUAGGCUGGAUCACCAUCAACUAUGUCCUGGACAAGCUGGUCAAGUACUCCUUCACUGGGCAGUGGAUCCGGCCCCAGGAAGGCACCCUGGUGGGCGCUCUGGACAUGGGUGGGGCUUCCACUCAGAUCACCUUCCUGCCCGAAAGGCCCAUCCAAGACAAGAGCACGGAGGUCACCUUCAAACUCUAUGGCUCCAACUACAGCGUGUACACCCAUAGCUACCUCUGCUACGGUCGGGACCAGAUCCUCAACAGACUCCUGGUCAACCUGCUCCAACAGAAUAUCUCUGACCACCGGCUCCAGCAGCCCUGCUAUCACAAAGGUUACAACGCUACACUGGCUCUGGCCCCCCUGUACGAGUCGCCUUGUGUCCACACCACAGCGCCCUCAGGACUCCCCCAAAACCUCACUGUGGAAGGGACAGGGAACCCCGAGGCCUGUGCCACUGCCUUGUACAAGCUCUUCAACUUCUCCACCUGUGAGCACCCUGAAAACUGCGCCUUUGAGGGCGUCUACCAGCCCCCAGUGUGGGGCCAGUUCUAUGCCUUUUCCAACUUCUUCUACACCUUCAAGUUUCUGAACCUGACCUCAGGGCAGUCGCUGACCAAAGUCAACACCACCAUCUGGGAGUUCUGCAAGAAGCCCUGGGGACAGCUGGAGGCCGAGUACCCAGGGGAGAAGAACUGGCUGCGGGACUACUGUGCCUCAGGUCUGUACAUCCUCACACUCCUGCUGAAAGGUUACGGCUUCACUGAGGACACCUGGUCCAGCAUUUCCUUCCGCAAGCAGGUUGGCAACGCUGACAUUGGCUGGACACUCGGGUACAUGCUGAACCAGACAAACCGCAUCCCGGCUGAGCCACCGGCCCGCUGGCAAGCACAGCGACACAGCAUCUGGGUGGCCAGCGUGGUCUGGGCGGUGCUCACCCUCCUGGCCUUUCUCGGGGCAGCCAUAGGCUGGCUCCUCUGGCACUGUGGCUGAGUCUCCUCUGCAGGCAGCAGUGUCACCAGUGCCUGGGUCCUGCAUAGAGGAAGAGGAAGGAAGAGUAAACUGCAGGCUGCUACGGGGAGACAGACAGCUCCUGGAGCCCCCCCAUUCUCCCUUGUCACCAGAAAAAUGGUCCACACAUCGUAAAGGGGCACUUUAUUAAAACCCUGAACCCAGA
This is a messenger RNA of Suncus etruscus (white-toothed pygmy shrew), 1879 nucleotides long. RefSeq names its product ectonucleoside triphosphate diphosphohydrolase 8 (gene ENTPD8). The record is from RefSeq and is a predicted model, not a curated record. Gene Ontology annotation, molecular function: UDP phosphatase activity; GDP phosphatase activity. The coding region runs from base 205 to 1695 and encodes 496 amino acids. The transcript is spliced from 10 exons. NCBI's taxonomy places the organism in Eukaryota, Metazoa, Chordata, Mammalia, Eulipotyphla, Soricidae. Gene Ontology annotation, biological process: nucleoside diphosphate catabolic process. Gene Ontology annotation, cellular component: plasma membrane.